CAAGUGCGCUGACGUCACAAGCCGGGGUUGCCCUCAGUCGAGUGUGAAACGUGAACUGGGAGUGAUCAUUCUGGGAGGGACACGUUGUUGACAAUUUUUAGGGUGAGAACAUGUCGUGGUUCCCUGAGCGGAGGAACCGGUCAUGGUUGCAGAGAGUGUGUGCAUCUGUGUUAAAGGCAGGUCCAGUACCCAAACACAUCGGUAUUAUUAUGGAUGGUAACCGGCGUUUUGCUGUCAAGAACAGCAUGGAGAAGGCUGAGGGACAUUUGAAGGGAUUUGACAAACUUGCUGAGACGCUGGAUUGGUGUUUAGACCUGGGCAUCUGUGAAGUGACAGUGUAUGCCUUCAGCAUUGAGAACUUCAAACGGUCCAAGGAGGAGGUGGACUGUCUCAUGGAGCUGGCCAGGAAAAGUUUGCCCGACUGCUCGAGGAGAAGGAGCUCAUCGAGAAGCAUGGUGUGUGUAUACGAGUCUUGGGGAACCUCGUCCUGCUGCCAACUGAUGUUCAGAAGACUAUUGCAGAGGCAGUGGAGCUGACGUAAACACAACAAUAG
Haliotis rubra (blacklip abalone) is the source of this 553-nucleotide messenger RNA. Its product is annotated as dehydrodolichyl diphosphate synthase complex subunit Dhdds-like. Gene Ontology annotation, biological process: polyprenol biosynthetic process. The transcript has 4 exons. Bases 111 to 536 code for a protein of 141 amino acids. The record is from RefSeq and is a predicted model, not a curated record. Gene Ontology annotation, cellular component: endoplasmic reticulum; dehydrodolichyl diphosphate synthase complex. Gene Ontology annotation, molecular function: ditrans,polycis-polyprenyl diphosphate synthase [(2E,6E)-farnesyl diphosphate specific] activity. NCBI's taxonomy places the organism in Eukaryota, Metazoa, Mollusca, Gastropoda, Lepetellida, Haliotidae.